UUUAGUAAUUUUUCCCUUUUUUCCAGCUGUCAGAUAAAUUCAGAACAAACAAUUGUGUACAGAGCUUGAAUUGUAAAUUGAAUCACAUUUUUGGACAUUCCACCCGAACUUCCUUUUUGUCAGCUGUUUCGAUACCUUAUUCAUCAACCUCCCGGAUGCAUCUACUUUGCCUUGUCUAUCACACCGCACGCCUAAUUGCACCUGCGUUGCUAUGUUGCCUCUCUGCACCUGUAAGCGGUCACAUAACACUGGCCUAAGCGCAUGCUCCCCCGGCGCAGGCGAUCUUAUGCUCUAUGCGUUCACCGGGUGGGGGAGACCAUGCUCUUUUUGGGUAGUUGCUCCGUUAUCAUUAGUUGCCAAAUUAAGGGGUGAUUUUGUGUGUGUUUAAGUGUGUGUUGUUUGGCCCUGCUGUCUAGCCUGUUGUUUAGUGUUAUUCUAUUGUGUGUGUGUGCAUUUGUUUGCGUGUGUUUACGCAAGCCAAAUAACAGCAAGAAAUUGAAAGCAGUUCGAUCGUGUGAGAUCACCUGAAGAUCGCGGUUAAGAAAACAUCAUCAACGAAAUCAACAACACCACAGAAGCAACAACUGAUUCACCACAUUAAAAUGCAGUCCUUUAGGAUUGCAACGUUUGUGCCUGUAUUGCUACUUCUGCUACUAGCAGCACUGGUCGAUGGAUGGCCUUAUCCGCGACCUUUACCACAGAACUUAAGAAGACUGCCAAGGCGGAACGAUUUUGUUGCCUAUAAUUUGCACCGCAUCAUACGACCGCGCGAUGUAAACGAUCUGGAUGUUGAUCAGGCGCGGAAAGCCAUGCACGAUGUACACGAAACGAUCGCUGAAGUACAACGGUUGCUGUCACUCGAUCCUUCCCUUCCCAGAUUAACGAGGGGAGAAAUCGAAGAACUGUUCGAAAAUGUGACCCGCGAAGAGUUUACCAAAUCGCUACGCGCUGGAGAUCACCAUCGGGCGCAGCAUAUGCGAGCGCUCAUGCUAGUAUUACCGUACCAUGCAAAUAACAUGUCGCCGGAAAAUUUACAAAAGAUAUACACCCGUCCACCAGUGACGCGAAUUGUUGGUGCAGCUUCCAACACGAAACCGAUCGGUGUUGAAAAGUUGCCAAUAACACCGGCACGGUUAGUUGCCAGCACUACUACUGCUGCUACUACUACCACCACCGCAGUACCAACAACAUCUGGCCAACGCACGACGACCGCUGCCAUCCCGGUAACGACGAUCCGUUUUACAACACCGCGCCCAACGACUUUCCAUCCAACGCUACCGGAGCGAAUGCGUGAUGCUACUCACCGGAAGGAAAAUCUGAACGAUAUUCUUGCCUCGAUUGGGUUAUCGCAAAGCUCGGAGGAACUUUCCACCCCUCCAACGUUCCGUCCGUUGCCAGUGGUAGUAACGACAAUAGCACCUUCCUCUUCGUCAACGCCGGAAGAUCCUAGCAACAAUGCAAUCAAUGUGGAUGAUCCGAAGGUGGCACAAGAGCUUAAGGAUCUGCUGCGUUCGUUCGGUUUGCUAAAGGAAGCGGACAGUGCUGCCAGUGCGAAUAGUCCACUGCCACACGCGGAACGACUUGUCGACAUACAGCCGGCCGCACUGGUACUGCACGAACCGCUCAAGGUGGAAGAAUCAACACCAACGAUCGAGGAACCGAAGAAGCUGGAAGUUGAAACUACUGGAGGGCUUACACAAGCGAGCGUUAAACCGGAUGACUAUAUUGCCUUCAAACCGCUACCGAUCGGAACAUCUAACGAUGAUGGUGGCACGAAACCAAUCGACGAAGAGCUGGACGCAUUGCUAAAGUCUUUCGGUUUGGUUGGUCCUGGUCCACGGAACAAGAAAUCGAUGCAUCCGGAAAUGACACAAAAACCUCCGAUGGUGAUGAAAUCGGUUCCUUCCAUCGAUGCAGACCUAGUAGCACCACAGUUAAUGUCCGUGCUGGGAACGCUAGGUAUACAGAUGAAAUCUGGCCAACAACAGGCUUCCCUAUCUACCGGAGCGACACCGUUAGUCCGAAGAAGGGAGAAAACGCCACGUAAACUAGAUCCACCUCUAGAUCAAACACCAUCGGCAGCUCAUUUGCGUGUCAGCAAUGAGGAUUACCAGAAGUUGGAACAGCUGUGGCAGACGGUAAAGCAACUCGAGAAGCUAAACGCAUCCCUCACGGACGAUUCGCUCGCGGUGCUCAAUCCGAAACAUUACAAUCUAAGCCCAUCGCUGUUGGCACAGGGUCCGGAUCCGCUACUCGAUGGCAUAGAUGAUCGCGAACGAUUGAACGAGAUCAAAAAGCGUCAAGAACCGGCCACAAGUACUACCGCGACUGCCACUACGGUUCUUAACGAUGAGAGUGCAGCAACGGAGAGCGAUAGUCCGUUCCGUUUCAGUUUACAGCUUAACACGAGCGGUAGUGGCACAACAAGCGAUGAUACCGAGCAGGACGAUUCGUUAGCUAAGACAACAACCAGCGACAUUACACCUGAUACGACGACGAACCCCACCACUACGACUUCCUCUACAACUACUUCAACGACGGAGAGUGCUCGAAAUGCUGCAUUGGAAGAUUCGUUUCCCUCAUCCGAUCUGGCCGGUGAUCCUGUGAAUGAGGAACCGUUGCCACCUCCUCGUCGUAACGGGUUCUACUUUUUGUACGAUUGGAACACGUUCCUGGAGGUGGGCGAAGAACCGAACAAGGUCAUUAUCCGUUACAGCCCACAGGCAGGAGAUCCGAGCCGGUUCCUACCUGUCACCGUACCUUAGAGAGAAAGCUAAGGUUCGGGUCAAAAAAAGACCAGGCUGUAAAAAAUGAAGUUAAACGAAUUGUGGAUAAUUUCACACAUCCCAUGUGUUGCAAGAGGGAACGAUUAGUGUACAUAGUUAACCUUCCUUGGCUCUGUAGCACGUAAAGAGUAGAACUAAAUUAUCCCUUAUUUAUUAUCCUUCCUUUCUCUCUGUCUCUCUUGGAGGAGCAGAAAGGGUUGCUCUAUUGGAGAGAAGUGUUGCAAGAAGGAAGGAAUGCUGGGAAGCUUCAGGUACUUAUAAAUGUAAGCAAUGUGAGCAAGAUUUCGCUGUGCACAGUGGGUAUGAUAAAAUUAGCUUUAGGGAUACGGGGUUCGAAAUAAAGUGCAUCUCUUCCCAAAUCGUUAACGAUGCAGAGCAUGAUUUUAACAUCCUCAUACGACAAUACAUUUUGUAUAGAUUCACACAAUAAGGUUUGAAUUAUGGGAACAAAUGAAACUAACGAAGCGCAUGCAAAUAAAGUAUGAAGUAUCAAGAGA
This is a messenger RNA of Anopheles funestus (African malaria mosquito), 3283 nucleotides long. RefSeq lists its product as uncharacterized. NCBI's taxonomy places the organism in Eukaryota, Metazoa, Arthropoda, Insecta, Diptera, Culicidae. The transcript is spliced from 4 exons. The record is from RefSeq and is a predicted model, not a curated record. Bases 603 to 2765 code for a protein of 720 amino acids.